Molecule: messenger RNA, 1590 nt
Organism: Myripristis murdjan (pinecone soldierfish)
Lineage: Eukaryota; Metazoa; Chordata; Actinopteri; Holocentriformes; Holocentridae
Gene: tbl2
Product: transducin beta like 2
Exons: 7
Coding region: 86-1402 (438 amino acids)
Biological process (GO): endoplasmic reticulum unfolded protein response
Cellular component (GO): endoplasmic reticulum
Molecular function (GO): protein binding
Source: RefSeq, a predicted model, not a curated record
GCAGUGCGGGACGCAUGCGCAGUGGGCUUCAGGGACACACAGCUAGCAGCCAGCGGGGCAAAGUACGUGGCAGACAGAGUGCAACAUGGAAGUAGCUGCUCUGGUCGCUUUGUCUUUAUUGUUAGGAGCUCUGGUUCUUCUGGUGGCCGUGGCCGUGGGGAGGCAGAAGAGCGUGGAGCGGGAGCAGACGGCGGAGCCGGCCGCUGAAGACAGUGUCACAAAGGCUCCUGUUUCCAAGAAGCAAAAGCCGGAAAAGCAGCGAACUCGAAAGGAUAAAGCUCAGCAGCACAGCUUCAGCCAUCAGCUCCUGGCAGCUGCACUGAAGAGCCACAGUGGAAACGUGACCUGCCUGGAUUUCAGCAGUAACGGAAAAUACCUGGCGUCUUGUGCCGACGACCGCACCGUCCGGAUCUGGAGCACCAAGGACUUCCUGGCCCGAGAGCACAAGUGUCUGAGGGCCAACGUGGAGCUGGACCAUGCCACGCUGGUCCGCUUCAGCCCCGACUCCAGGGCCUUCAUCACCUGGCUGGCCAAUGGAGACGCCAUUCGAAUCUUCAAAAUGCUGAAAAAGGAGGACGGCUCUUUUGCCUUCAAAGCUGCUCCUGAGGACUUCCCAAAGAAACACAAGGCCAGCGUCCUCAACAUCGGCAUUGCCGAGACCGGCAAGUUCAUCAUGAGUGCCUCCACGGACACCAGCAUCCACAUCUGGGACCUGAAAGGAGAGGUACUGGCCUCCAUCAACACUAACCAGAUAACCAAUUCAUACGCUGCCAUCUCCCCGUGUGGCAGGUUUGUUGCCUCCUGCGGGUUCACGCCUGACGUGAAGGUGUGGGAGGUUUGCUUUGGGAAGGGAGGCGAGUUUAAAGAGGUGGCACGAGCCUUUGACCUGAAGGGCCACUCAGCUGGGGUUCACGCCUUCGCCUUUUCCAACGACUCGCACAGGAUGGUGACGGUGUCCAAAGACGGAACGUGGAAGUUGUGGAACACAGACGUGGAGUACAAGAAGCAGCAGGACCCCUACCUGCUGAAGACGGUUCCCUGCGAGUCGUCCGAAGGAAGCCGCGUGGCCUUGUCCCCCGACGGCCGGGUGGUCGCCAUUAGCAACGGCUGCAACGUGGCCAUGUACAACGCCGCCAGCGGGCAGCUGGAGGAGGAGCUGCACGGCGUCCACAGCGAGGAAAUCACAGACCUGCGAUUCGACAUCAACGGGCGCUUCUUGGUCACCGGCGGCGACAGGGCUAUUCGAGUGUUUCACAACGCGCCGGGCUACCGGGCGGCCAUCAGGGACAUGCAGGACAUGCUGAAGAAGGCCCAGAACGAGGCCAUGAAGCAGAGACUGCAGCAGCAGAUCACAGAGGCUCAGAGCGCCCUGGACACUGUGUUGGCCGCUCCUGUGGACUGAGCCACACUCACAUCAAGCCCGCUCUCCGGUCUCGAUUCUGUCCCACUCGGACUUCAUCUCUGCGACUCUCUUUUGUAACAUGAUUCUGUUUCUCUGCCUCCAUUUCACUCAGUGGUUUGCAUUUGACUCUGCUCUGGGAACACUGACUCUUGCAUGCAGUUUUAAUAAAGAAUAUGUUUUUAUGGAAA